AGCAAGGCGUCGGCCACAGCGCGUUCCUGCGAGUGCGCUCUGGAUCCUUCGGCGUCUUCUGGCGGCCUUGAGGUCGCCACCCUGGCCGCUCUGGCCCGUCUGGCGUUGGGUGGGCGGCAUAGCUGCGCUCACAUGAACCAGCGGCAUUACGGCCGCAAUGGUCGCGGUCGGAGCCGAGACUUCGCUGGCCGUGCCCCACCGAAGAAGAAGGGCAGAAACCACGUCCCGGAAAGGUGGAGAGACUAUCUCCCAGUUGGACAGCGGAUGCCUGGGACUCGUUUCAUUGCUUUCAAAGUUCCUUUGCAAAAGAAAUUUGAAGCAGAGCUUAUGCCAGAAGAGUACUUUUCUCCUUUGGAUCUUUUUAAUAAAAUUCAAGAACAAAAUGAAGAACUUGGAUUGAUAAUUGAUUUAACAUAUACUCACCGCUAUUAUAAAGCAGAGGAUUUGCCAGAAACUAUUUCUUACAUAAAAAUUCUUACAGUUGGCCAUCAGGUACCUGAUAAUGGCACUAUUCUUAAGUUCAAGUGUGCAGUUAAAGAGUUUUUAAAGAAAAACAAAGACAAUGACAAACUUAUUGGUGUCCACUGUACCCAUGGCUUAAACAGGACUGGCUACCUCAUUUGCAGAUAUUUGAUUGAUGUAGAAGGCAUGAGGCCAGAUGAUGCAAUUGAAUUAUUCAACAGCUGCCGGGGGCACUGCAUAGAAAGACAGAACUACAUUGAAAACUUGCAGAAUCGUCGUGUCAAAAAGAAACGGAAUACUAGCACAUCUAAGUCAGGUGAUCUUGAAGACUCAGCACAUCUUACUGAAGAAGUCCACAGUACUAAGAAGCCUGUGAACCAAGGACCUCGGAACCAUUGGCCUGCUGGUUGUUCAACACCUUCCCGACAUUUUCACACCCAGUCCCAGUACUCCCAGCAAUUGUUCAGAAAACACAACCAGAGUGUUUACCAGAGAGGCCUUAUCCCUCUUCCUGAUCCGGCUGAAGAGUACUAUUUACAGAGAAGAUUCUUCUGGAACAUGAAGCCAAAUGGUAGUCAAGCAACCCAGAAUAAGAAGUGGAUUUCCAGUAGUUACCAGAGGCCGUUCUACCCAGCCUACUGGGGGUGGACCCAGUGAGGCACACGUGGAUGGGAUGUUACAGGGGCCACCUGAAACCAGAGCUGGACAGAAGACGGCUGGAUUACUUUUAAUAAAAUCAGGUCUAGACAAUUAAAAAAAAUUUUAACAUUUUUUAACUUUUUAAAAUGUUUUAUUAUUCCUUUGUGUGUAUUAAGUUUAAAGAUUUGCAUUACUGAUGGCCGCACAGUGAGAUGAUAGCCAUCCAGAACACUUCUCAUUCUAGGCUCAACUUUUCUCAAAGGUUUCUGAAUGGGUAAACUGUUAUUAACUUGCAAAUGUUUUAAUUGCCUUUUAUUUUCCCUAUUUCCUCUGUCCAUGCCUGUAACUGUGUGUAGGUACAAAGGUUCAUAGUGUCUUACCAUGUUCUGUUACUAACAGUCUUCAGGGAUGUCUUUUUAUCCUAACUGUUCAAAUUUCCUACUAAAAAUCUAGCCAGGAGGCAAUUUAUUUGGCACCUACUCUCUCUUUACUUGUGGUACUCUGUUCAGCAUUCUUUCCUUGGUGAUCAGGGUCAGAAUUUAACCAACUUCUUACUGAACUGCCAGGUUAACCACCUAACCCAGAGAAGUGUAAAUUUUUAGGGACUGAUUGUUAAGUUGGGUAAGAGGAAACUAACCAAUAACCAGAAUGCUGGUUAAAUUAUAAUUUAUCUGACAGAGUCACUACUACCAAUAGGGUAGAACUGUCCAGAAAGCUUGAAAACCUCUGUAGAUUUUAAAGGUUGAACAGACUAGGACUUAGCAUCCAUCCUUGGUUAUCCUGGAAGACAGGGUGGUGCUGACCCUGCGGUCCUCUGUUCGGGAUUUGUCCAGGGGCCUCCCACACUGCAAUGGCGCUCUUCCUCUGGAACACACGUCUAGCUACUUGAAGGUGCUAAUUACCUCGUGCUCAUCAUGACACGUCAUAGUCCACAGCAAGCGUUUGAUGAAUGCCUGGGCAGUUAAUUUGGCUUCUGUCUUUAAAGCCUCUGAUUUUGAGGAUUUGUAAUACUGAUACCACAUACAGUAGCUAUUUUCUCUGUCGUGUGUGGACACGUGGAGUCUGACCCUGAGGAAGCUUCAGCAGCUCUUCUAGUCUGGCCUAGUGGGACUAAUUUGCUCUGUCAGGUUGCUCCACGCUCAAGUGAUGGCUCUUAAAGUUUUUCUCUACUUACCACAUUUAACAGAGAUUCAAAGUGCUUCUUGCUACAAGGCUCCCCCUGCAGAAUUCUUCCCCAGAAUAUAUCUGAAGGUUCAGCAUUUUAAGAAACUGGGUCAGGCAUUGUGAAAUAGGAGGACAAAGCUGGGGCAGGUAGAGAACAUCCAGCUUUGGAGGUGUAAAGAACAGCUUGGAAAAGCAGUUUCUGUGGAGGACAGUGCCGCCUUCAGGAACUGUUUCUGCCACCUGUCCUGUUUCUCUGCCUUUGGAUUACUAACAUCUUGUUAUAGGCCUCACUUACCAUUGGAUUACUCAGCUUUCAUUCUUACAUACACUGGUCUGACUUCUGUCCAUAUCACACCAUCCAAAGGCCUAGUGAAAGGAAGCAGCCAGAUCUUUUUAAAGUUUCCAGUGGUCUAUCUAUGUAGUGUUUUAAAUUAUAUUGUUAUUUUAAAGGCACACAUGAAUCCUUUCUGAGGCAGCUUUCCUGAGAUUACCACAUAAAAAGCAUCUUCCAUGCUCUCCAAUUAUAAAGUCAUAGAGGUAGCCAGCUCAAGUAUUUUUGCCUUAUUCUGUGUCUUCCUCUGUUGUUUAAGGAAUACUCUUACAGAUCACCAUUUCUUGAUUUUCCAAUUUGUGAUAAUAUGUGUUGAUGAGUUCUUCCUAUGGCACAUGAGCAUUUAGCCCUCAGCCUACCCACCCCAUAGCUCUUCCCAGCUUUUGAUGACAUUCACGUUACUAGGUAAAUGUUAGUCUGCAUGAGCCUUGGUGUUCAUGGGUGUGGGUUCAAGUCUCCCCUUUGCUUCACAUGUUUGCCUCAUUUGGCCAUUUUUCAUUGAUAUGUCACAAAUACAUCCUCUAUAUCCAGUGGCACUAAACAGUCUCUGUGAGUGAUGCGCUCUUUGACUCUUUUCCUGAAACUUCUUAAAAUGUUCAGGUUAGGUGCCAAGUUUGGUUGGUAGGGCUGCCGUCAUGGAGUAUCAGAUGGGCGACGCAGUGUGUAGGAGUUCUAUUUCUCAUAGUCCGGAAGCUGGGGAAAUGGAGGAGUCGGCAAGAACUGUUUCCAUGUGGUCACUGUCUUACUACAUCUCUCCCCCGUCCUCUCCCCCUCCCCUCCGGCUCAGAUGCUGUGAGGCUGAGAUGCUCUGUAGUUCUCUCUUAAAGAUGUCGGUCGUUAGACCAGGGCUCACCUCAGAGACCUGAUUUUAAUGUUAUUUGCCUCUUUAAAGUCUUGGUCUCCAAAUGCAGUGGUAUUUCAGAUGCUGGAGCUUAGAGCUUUAACAUAGGAUCUGAGGAAACAACUGAGUCCAGAGGAAGCGCACUGCCCAUUCAUUACACCUGGGGCAGCUCCUGACCUGGGCUCUUUCCUCUUGUCUUGUCUUCGAACCCUCUUUAAGGCUCCUGGUUCCAGGGUACGACUUUCAUGACUGUAAUUUCCCGUUUGGUCAGUCAUGUCUUCUCAGGGCUGGGUGGGACAUAAGGGUUUGGGUAGCUGAGUCACAGAAAUGCGUCCGUUUGUCUCUGCUCCUGUACUGCAGUGUCAGGUGGGCACUCCCAGUCCUGCUGUUUGCGACCUCACUGCUGGCUGUUGAAAUCUUUUCUGAUCUAGAAUAUUUUUCUGUGCCCUAUAAAUUUUUCUCUUGAAGUUUUAGAGUCUUCUAUAUCUCAGAUGUCAUAAUUUCUGUCCACAAUGAUACAUACCAAGUGAAUCCUUUGAAUCUGGUAAAUUGCAAGAAAAAAAUUUUUGAAUAUUUAUGCUCAUUGGUGUUCUGCCUGUGUGUAUGUCUGUGUGAGGUUGUCGAAUCCUCUGGAGCUGGAGUUACAGUUGUGAGCUGCCGUGUGGAUGCCUGGAUUUGAACCCAGGUCCUGGAACAGCAGCCAUCUUAUUUAAUGCUAUUUACUAGCAUUAAUCCAUAACUCUAAGGCAACUUCUAGUUGGAUGUUAGAUUUCUUUCCUGAGACUUCUGAUUUAAUUAUGUUUUUAUUUUUAUUUAACCUUUUCAUGUAAUUUCUUUUUUUAGUAUUUUUCUGAUACACUGGGCUAGGGGUACUGCGAUUGAACCUAGGACCUCGUGCAUGCUAGACAUGUACUCUGUUGUUGAGUUAUACCUCCAGUCCCCUUCUGAUCUACAUAUCUAUAUGAUUUAUAUAAACAUAAUAAAAAUAUAAAAGAUUUUCUGAUAUAUAAAUAUAUUAUCUAUAUGCUUAAAAAAAGCAGACACAGGAUCUCAGUAUGUUGCCCAUGCUGGCCUUGAACUCCAAGACUCAAGCAAUCCUCCUGCCCUAAUUCUCCUGAGUAGGGGGGACUCCAGGUACAGGCUUCCGUGCCAAGCUCUAAAUUUUAAUUUCUAAAAGUUAACGCCUUAAAAAAAAGAAAAAACAACGCUACAUUUUAAUCUUGACUGUUAUUUGUUGUUGUUGUUGUUGUUUUUAUUUUUGGUUUUUCGAGACAGGGUUUCUCUGUAGCUUUGGAGCCUGUCCUGGAACUAGCUCUUAUAGACCAGGCUGGCCUCGAACUCCCAGAGAUCCACCUACCUCUGCCUCCCGAGUGCUGGAAUUAAAGGCGUGCGCCACCACCGCCCGGCCUGUUAUGUCUUUAAUACACUCACAUUAGGAGGGAUCACAUAUGGGAUCCUAAUCAAACAUCCUUUCUAGUACCAUUAAUAGUUGCCCAAAAUUGUGUCCUGAAAACAAGUUCUUAUGUGUUCCUUUCCUCUUGGAAGUGUCAAAUGGCUUAUGGCAUUGGGGUUCCAUGUUCCUCUCCCUGCCAAGGCUUUUUGUAUCUGUCCACAAGCUGACUUUUUAAGUCCUUCAUUGUGUAUUGUAUACCCCUUUAUCUGAAUGCUAGCCAUUGUGUGGUUAUACUGGGCCAUACACUUUGUCUUGUCUUUAAAGUUGUUUGGGUGUGAUCUGUCCUAUGGUCUCUGAGCCAGCCACAUCAGCUGUAUGAACCACUGUCUAGUCUUUUCCCCCAACCCUGCCCCCAGUGAAUGAUCUCUUUCUACACACUGUACCUUGUGUCGUUAUUUAUGUAUCAUGCUACUCCAGAUUCUGUGCCGCCAUGUCAGAGUCCUCGAACCCAUACUGUAUGACAGUUCUUUUUCCAAGGGAGGGUAUACCCUCUUUGCCUUCCCUGCACUCUGGAGGCAGAGAUGGGCAGAUCUUUGAAUUCAAGGGCAGCCUGCUCUACAGAGUGUGUUCCAGGACAGCCAGAGCUACACAGAAGAAACCCUGUCUUGAAAAACCAAAACCAAAGAUUCCUAAGCCAGUUAAGACACUUGACUCUGGACCUACAUGGUACAUCUAGUUCCACACCAGGUCUUUUUUUAUGACCCCACUUUCAAAUAAAGGGGAAUGGUACACAAUAGGCCAUGGGAUCAGGCUUUCUGAGCCACUGGUAGAGAGGAUGCGGUGAUGAUCCAGAAAGGUGGAAAAUCCAAUCCCCUUGGGAGAAUAGGAAGAGCCUAGCAAGCAAACGCCCUUCCUGUCCUGUUGUGGAUUACUUGCAUAGUGUCACUUAAAGAGCCUUCCAGAGAAAGUCCGGACUAGGAAUACCCUGCCAGGCUACCUGCUGUCUUCUUGGCUUCCUAAAACUGCACAACACAUUGUAUCACAUGGCUUUGUUCCCUGCUUCAGACCUUUUCCUCACCACUCGUUUAUGUACCCCAAAGAAAAUACCAGUGACCUAAAUUCUUGCCUCAGGGUCUGCCUUCUAGAAGAUCUCAGGUGUUUAUAGAUCUGGCAGUCAUGAACUCUUAACUAGUUUUAACACAUGAUUGAUACACCUAUUCUCUUCUACUGACGACUUACUCCAAAUGCUUGAAUCCUUUGAGAACACCAAUAUCAGUUACAUUGAAGGUAAUAAUUUAUCAAUAACUUUUUGUUCGGGCUUCUAUUUGCAUGACAUGGGGAUUAAGAUUAUCUUCAAUUUAACACAAGAACAGUCGUGAGUUUAUGCAAAUUCAUCUCACAGUAUAACACUCUGCCAAGCCUUUUGAACCAACUUGCGCAUGCUAUAUAAUGGUCUCUCGCAUCUGAAGGAAGCCGGGUCAUAGCUCUGAGAUGACUUUAAAAAGAAAACUAAAAUGCAUCUCUUUCUAUGUACACUGCAGUGCUCCCAACAAAGGAAAAUCCAGCAGCCCAAACUCCACCUCCCAGUUCCUACAGUUUCACAGCUCCUCCCAUCCACCCAGCCCCUGGCAACUGCUGACCUAGUUUCCUUCUCUAUCUUCUCUAAAAUGCUAUGCAGUUGGAAUUAGUGUGUAGACUUCUGGGUAGGGUUCCUUUCAUUUAGAUGUUGCUUUCAAGGUUGUGCUACAGAAUGGAUUGGCUGGUCACUCUUGCUAAGUUAUUCCAUUGUAUAGUUGUCUUGCACAUUGCUUAUUCAUUGACCAACUAAAAGAUACUUAAGGUCUAAUGUUUUUUAUUUUAAACUUGCCAUAAACAUUUUAUGUAUACAGUUUUGGGGGUUUGGUUUUUUGAGACAGGGUUUCUGUGUAGCUUUGGUGCCUUUCCUGGAAUGAACUCUUGUAGACCAGGCUGGCGUCGAACUCACAGAGAUCAUCUGCCUCUGCCUCCCUGGUGCUGGGAUUAAAGGUGUGUGCCACCAAUGCCCAACUCUGUGUAGGGUUUUAUGUGAACAACUUUUCUUUCCCUUGGAGUGUGAUAGUGGGAUUGCUGCCAUGUAUGUUUAACUUUAUAAUAAACUAAAACUUUCCAAAAACAGAUGUACUAUUCUGUAUCCCACCAAGAAGAUGUGAGUGUCCCAAUUACAUCCUCACUAACAAUUAGUAUCGUCAGUAUGUAGGGCAAGGACAACUCUGAGGUUUGUUCCUCAGAGGCACUGUCUACUGUUCCUCAGAGAUAUGUCCACUUUGGGUUUGGUUUGGGGUUUUUUUGUUUUGUUUUUUUGGUUGUUGGAGGCAGGGUUUCUUUGUGUAGCACUGAUUGUUCUGGAACUCUAUGUAGACCAGGCUGGCCUCAAACUCACAGAGAUCCACCUGCGUCUGCCUCUGCCUCCUGAGUCCUGGGGAUAAAAUGCCACCCCCCCCCCCCCCCCGGCAUUUUGUUUUGUUUUUAAGAUGGUGUUUCAUUGGCAUAGAGCUUCCCAGAGAUCUACCUGUCCCCACUUCUCCAUCCCCUUAAGCACUGAGCAAUUUUAGCAAUUUUGAUUUUUAAAAAAUGUGUUGUCUCACUGUAUUUUUUUAAAUUUAUUUUGCAUAAAGUGUUCUUUCUGCUUCUAUCCUUGCAGGCCAGAAGAGGGCACCAGAUCUCACUAUAGAUGGUUGUGAGCCACCAUGUCCUUGCUGGGAAUUGAACUCUGAAUCUUUAGAAGAGCAGUCAGUGCUCUUAACCACCCCUGUCUCAGUGUGUUUUUUAAAAAUAAUUUUAAAGAUACAAUUGGCAUUCAUUAUACAUGUUUAAAACUUUUGGUGUAUUUGUACGCGUAUCUAUAUUUGAGACCACAAUGAACCUAGAACAUAUCUGUAACCUUUUCCAAAGAAUUGCCUAUCUGAAAUGGCCUUAUAAAUUUGUUUUAUGUAAAUGGAAUCAAUGUGAACUCUUCAUAUGAGUGGCUGCUAGUCAUUCAACAUCAUUGGGUUUAUCCCUAUCACAGAAUGAAGCAGUACUGUAGCAGCCUAGGGUGCCAGAACAGUCUAACUUCUGGUCCAGACUUCCUUAGUAACAGAAGGCCCUUUACUGUAUUGGCCCCACGGAUCAUAUUGCCAUAUACACCAAUUAUAAAAAUCCAGGGUGUGUUUUCUGGGUCUCCUCGGCUAGCAAAUGUAGACAAGGUUUCUUCCACUUUGGGCAGCUUUGCUGAGUCUUGGGAGGGCAGCUCACAGUGGACUCCAGGCCUGUGGCAUGUCUGCUUGUUUGUAAAUAUAUGGGGAUAUUCUGUUCUCUGGACCUAGACAACUCAGUGACCAGCGCAGUGAACCUGCUUCGCACGAGCUUUGCCUUGGGGUGUUUUCACUUUGUGUCUAGCCAGAGGACGGCUUCAGACAGCAUUCCUCGGGGGCCACCCAUCUUUUGUUUCUCCCCGCCUCUCCCUCCAAGUGUUGGGAUUAAAGGUGUCGGCACCCUUAAUAGAUAGUCCAAUCUAUCUCUUUUUGAGACAGGUCUUGCAGUAAUUUGGAAUUUUAUCAAGUGCUGGGUGGUGGUGGCGCACGCCUUUAAUCCCAGCACUCAGGAGAAAGAGGAGCUGGAUCUCUGUGAGUUUGAGGCCAGCCUGGUCUACAAGAGCUAGUUCCAGGACAGGCUCCAAAACCACAGAGAAACCCUGUCUCAAAAGACAAACAAGCAAAACAAAACAAAAAACACAACAACGACAAAAAAGAACUUAACAGGUAAGCUAGGCCAGCUGGCCCGUGAGCUGGGUGGUGCCACUGUUUCUGCCUCCCUUGAGCUGGGGUUACAAGCAUGCAACACCACACAGCUUUUUUUUAAAGCUGUAAACUCAUGUAAAGUGCUUGUGUCAUUUUACAUACGGAAAACUUUGUUUUUGAGACGGGAUUCUCUGGCUGUCUGGUUUCUCUGGAUUUCUGACUGUCCUGGAACUUGCUCUGUAGACCAGGCUGGCCUCAAACUCAUAGAGAUCUGCCUGGCUCUGCCUCUUGAGUGCUGGGAUUCUUAAACUGUUGUCUGAAGUGCUGCUCAAAUACAGAAUUUCCUUUUCGACCUUCUCAGUCACUGAUUCAAAAUGUGCUUUUGAUGUCUUUUCUUCAUUAUCCUGAAUAGGAGAGUUGUAGGACUUUAAGACAAUCCUGAAGCCAUUUCUGACAAUUCUGAACCCUCUCAGCCUCCGUGCCACAGUGCUUCCCCUCCUCCCCUGGGAACCAAGGACCCAACAGCUACACACGCACGUACUCAGUUCCUGAACAAUUACCCAUAUACGUAAGUUUUGAUUCAGUCCCCUGGGAAACGGGGUCAAAAUGACCUCUUACCUCAUCUGAUCUGGCAACAGCUCUCUAGCCAAUUAUUGGUAAUAUCCCUUUUGAAUAAGCCAAUCAUAAUAGUCAAAGAACAACCCCCCUUGAUUCUGUGGCCUUCUCCUUUAAAAGUAGCCUGUGCCAGUUAUUCGAGGUUUCUUGGCUUCCCGAAUGCUGAGGGACCCUAUCAUGACAGAAUUAAAAUCCUUAUGCUUUUGCAUUGGCUGUGGUGUGAGGUGGUCUCUGGGGGGCGACUCCUCCUCGGUGUUUGGACGCUGGAGUCCAACAGAGUAAUGGCAGCAGCCUAGCAUUCCUCGCUUCCAUUUGUCUUCAUUGCACACAUCACUGUACACCUUCCAUGCAAAGAAAACCAUAAAGAUAAACUCCGAACAAGGAAAAUUGAAAACAAGUUAUGUCACGUUUAGUCUAGCUGGAAGGCUCAGGGAUUACACAUCACCUUCCUAAACUACUCUAGAUAAGGAGAUCAUACUUCGUGUUAAGUUUUGGAAGCAAAACACGGCUGUGGUGUCCAGGGAUGCUCCCUGUGACUGCCGGAACAGCAGGGUCCCCAUAAUGGGGUCUCUAGGACUGGAAAGGUGUGCUUGCUUCAUUAGGAAUAAUACUUUCCUUAUCACGGGAAGGAAGUGGGGGACAGCCACAACACAAACCUUUAGCUGACAUCAAUUUCCAGCCUCCACCCAUGGCAUGGAUCCCUCCCACAGGAAGGUUCCGUCAAGACUGCUUCCCUUCUCACCCGCAUGCUGCCCUCACAUGGGUGAGGAGUCUUCAGAAGCAGGUGGUGGCCGUCUCAAAAUGAGGGGCUCGUGCUUCCCGGAGCUUGGCCCCCGGCGGUUCCCUGGCAGUCUGCUCUAGUUGAGGUGCCUGAUCAGCCUCAACGAUCUCGUUCACUUUGUUCCUGGCGAUGGUUUCUUGCAUUGACUCUGCUUCUGUUCUAUUUUUCUCUUGACAAAAACUUAAUCUGUUCAAGGGACCAGAAAAUAUUUCCAACGGCUCCUUGAAUACGGAGGAACUGAUGCGUCAGUUCCCUCCCUUGAUUCAGGCCAUUAAUGUUAUGAUUAAAACUCCAGCUCGCUCUCUGGGGGAAUUUAUAGAUACCCUAGAACAGAAAGAGCCCAUGAUAGGAGAUUUGGUAGAAUAUGGGUAAAUUAUGAAGGAAAAUGUAUGGAAUGGCAUGAGUUACCAUUUAUGGAGAGGCUAGUCAGAGUAAGAAACCCCUGGUGCAUUUUAGAUAGGAAAGAAAGACAGGCUAUUCUUGAUAACAUGAAGUCAGUCAUUCAAUAUUGGAACAAACCCUGGGGGUGGAAUCCUGAAGAAUGGUGUUUGGGUUACCUUGGUUACCUUGAGGGCAGAUAUGAUUUAGGGCCAUGAGGAAGCACAGUUGAAUGGUGUUUGGGUUACCUUGGUUACCUUGAGGGCAGAUAUGAUUUAGUGGUGUGAGACGAAUUUCAAAGAAAAGCUCUGCCCACCUGGCCCUGACCACAAGACUUGCUGAGAAUAAUCAAUUGUCUGUAAUCAUUUUUCUGUGGAAACUUUUAUGUC
Messenger RNA from Chionomys nivalis (European snow vole), 10751 nucleotides. It is a transcript of the gene Dusp11, whose product is annotated as dual specificity phosphatase 11. The coding region runs from base 133 to 1119 and encodes 328 amino acids. The transcript has 9 exons. Gene Ontology annotation, molecular function: polynucleotide 5'-phosphatase activity; protein tyrosine/serine/threonine phosphatase activity. Gene Ontology annotation, biological process: protein dephosphorylation. The record is from RefSeq and is a predicted model, not a curated record. NCBI's taxonomy places the organism in Eukaryota, Metazoa, Chordata, Mammalia, Rodentia, Cricetidae.